This is a messenger RNA of Epinephelus fuscoguttatus (brown-marbled grouper), 4209 nucleotides long. It is a transcript of the gene tslig2, whose product is annotated as linkage group 13 C2orf49 homolog. The record is from RefSeq and is a predicted model, not a curated record. Gene Ontology annotation, biological process: embryonic morphogenesis. Lineage: Eukaryota; Metazoa; Chordata; Actinopteri; Perciformes; Serranidae. The transcript is spliced from 4 exons. Gene Ontology annotation, cellular component: tRNA-splicing ligase complex. Bases 14 to 598 code for a protein of 194 amino acids.
ACAAGCAUCCAAUAUGGCGACCUUCACAGGGCAGGAUGGAAAGGAUGUCGGUACCUCAGAUGUGGACCUCUUACUGCACCCCGAGCUGCUGUCUCAGGAUUUUAUGCAGCUCAUACUAACUGAGAAACAUGUCAGCACCAGAGGCUGUGAGAGUCGGGACCGGCUCACGGAGCUUUACCUCCGCCACGUCAUCCCGCUGCCGCAGAGGACUUUACCCAACAGCCGCUGGGGCAAGAAGAUGGAGAAGAGCCGGGGGAGGCAGACAUCGGCCGGCCACCGGUCAGACAGUUCCAGUAACGACCACAAUAGGAAAAGGCCCCUGAUUGUGUUUGACGGCACUUCCUCUCACCAUGGCCCACUUAAAGUAAAGAAACCAGAGGGAACCACCGCGUCAACAGGAAUUACUGACAGGUUAAAACCUCCUCCUGCUGCAAACCUGUCCAACCCAAUCCGCAAGCUGUCUGGAAACACAUCUUCCUCAUCCUCAUCCGUUCAUUGCAGCGCUGACGUGGCAAACCUCAAACGGGAAGCAAACAGCUCGGGUGCAGUGAAGUCUCCAGAGGUGAAGAAAAAGAUCCAGCAUGUGACAUGGCCCUGACCUCUGACCCUGAUUCACACAGACCUGAUGGGAGCUCAGGCUCUGAAGGACAGACCACCUCCCUCCCACCACAUUUUUGUUGCCUAGUGUCAGUGCUCUCCCCAUCAUAUUUAUCUUACUAAUUACAAUAUAAAAGGGGUGAAAGCCCCUUUACCUGUGUGUCCAGGCCACCUCAAAGUUCAGUCUGGAGUGCUGACAGGAUGAGGAGGUGCUCCGCAGAUCGUCCUGCCGUUGAUGUCUCAAGCUUCCUUGUUGCUUUUCACAACCUCAAGUGCCCUUACCAUCAAUAAUCAGCAACUCUCCUCAAGUCCCACACAUGGACGACAAAACAAGUAACACUGCUUUGUGUUCUGAAACGCCAUUUAUGGAAAUUAUGGUUGUUGAUAUUCUUUCUAUCUGUGCAUAAGAUGGUUUUUGGUCAGAGGGACUCCAGUACUGGUUUGUGAAAGUGUGAGUUUUUCCUUCGGUUUUCCUUAAAAGUUUGUAUUGAAGUGCUGCAGGGAUGACGUUUAUUUGUAGACCAACCCGGAAGUUACCAGUGCCGUGGUUCCCUCAGUAAAAAGCCUGUGGGAUUUUUUUCAUUGGAUUUUGGAUUAUUGCAGAAAGUAACCUCUGUGGUAAACAAAAGUUUAUGUUGUAAACGAGUGAGGGUAGAAUGGAUCCUGAGAUGGAUCAGCGUUUUGGCAUGGUGUCUGCAGUGAUGCAGGCAAUGAGGUCGCAGAUACAAGCGGCUGAAAUUAGUUUCUUCCAUGGGGUGUAGGCCUGUUGCGAUAUGCGAUAAGUUGGUUAAUUGCACGGUAAAUUAAAAGGGAGACGGUAACUUUUCCGGCCACGAUUAAUUGCCGUACUCAUGCGUGUUUGUUUUUCUCGUCUCCCUCCACCAAAGAAACUGGACGGCAAGAGCGUUCACUGCCGUGCAUCGUGUGGCAGCCAGGUGAGUUGGUUCAUUAGUGUAAUGAACGGAGGGAAAGCUCUUGUCAUCGAGUGUCUUUGUCUCUGUGGGGGAGGCGGGCCUAUGGGCUACACACACACACACACACACACACACACAGUGCAGUCUUCAUGAGGGGGAGACGAGGCCAAGAAGAAAACAGAGAGUUGAGCGUAAGAGAAAGAUGUGGAACUUGUUCCUAAACCAAAUGCCACGGCCCCUGUGUGGGAGUGGUUUGGAUUUAAACCAAAUGACAGAGGGGAGCCCAGUAAUUUGGGCGAGCCGGUGUGCCGGGUUUAUUCUAAAACCAUCUCAACAAAAAGAGUGAAUACAACCAACUUAACCGCACACCAGAGAGUGAGAGACUGACAGUCCAUUUUUUUUGCAUUUAUUUCAAUAUUUUUACGUGUUAUUUCGGAUAUUUAAAUUUUAUUUUUUGCAUUCCUAAAUAUUCUUGUUAAAUAAAUGUUUGUUUCUCUUUAAAAGGGUGUACUUGCAUCUACAUGCCUUUAUUAUCAUUAUAUAAGUUUAAAUAAGUUUAAAAAAUGUUCUAAAAACAGCAAAAUUACAACAAUAAUAACAAUGGUCUUAAAAGCACAAUAUUACGCAAUAUUAUCGCUUAUUGCAAUAAUUUCUGACGCAAUUAAUCGCCCAGCAAAAUUUGUUAUCGUGACAGGCCUAGUGGGUUGUCUGGGCUCAGCCUUAGAGAUAGGGUAAGGAGCGCAGACAUCCAGAGGGAGCUCAGAGUAGAGCCGCUGCUCCUUCACAUCAAAACAGGCCAGUUGAGGUGGUUCAGGCAUCUGAUCAGGAUGCCUCCUGGGUGCCUCCCAUUAGAGAUGUUCUGGGCAUGUCCCACUGGUAGGAGGCCCCGGCAGACCCAGAACAUGCUGGAGGGAUUACAUAUCUCAUCUGGCCUGGGAACACCUUGGGGUCCCCAAGAGGAGCUGGAAAGCAUUGCUGGGGAGAGAGAGACGUCUGGGGUGCUUAACUUGGCCUGCUGCUCCCACGACCCAGCCCCAGAUAAGCGGAUGAAAAUGGAUGGGUGGAGUAUACCUUUAAUGACCCCUUCAACCUGGGGUAUUUACUUGUGUGAACCACAGACCUUAUUUCAGGCAUCCAACCAAAAAACUUUGAGACGAGGGAACCUGAGGUGCAAAAAAUGCUAACUGAUUUUCAGGUUUUAGGACUCAUCCCUGCAGCACUUUGUUGGUAGUACCAUGACUUGAAUGGACAGAUAGAAAUGUCCAUUAGUCACAGUCUCAACUAUGAGAAUCAAUAGCAUUUGUGUCAAAAUCAAAGAGGCAUUGUCAACAUGUUGUGGCAGUGCUAAAACAGAAAGAAGGUUUUUGGCCAUGAUCACACAGGGAGUAUUUUGCAGGUUGCAAAACGCGAGGCGCACCGCUUGCACUUUUUUAUUGUUGCCAGGGACUGCACCAACACGUCCUUACACUAACCUUCCAGUGUAACCAAUCUGUUUUUCCCCCCAGUAAUUAGUAUCUAGUUCCUAAAAUGCUGAGGCAGAGGGUACUUGCUGUAGCUCUGGUUGAGGGUGAGAGGCUGUCAGCAAAAUUUGUUGGGCACAGGGAAACAGAGAUCUGUGUGGGUACAUGAGACCCUAAAAAAGAGGGUGGAUCAUGGGAAGUACCACCAGUUGGUCCAGGAACAACUUCUCCAUGAUGCCGUUUCCAGACUUAUUUUAGGAUGACUCUGGGCAGUUUGACAACCUGCUGUCCAUCGUUGGGCCAUAUAGCUCUGGCCAGCUACUGCUACCACCAGUUUCUCCUCCAUUGUUUACCAACUGUAAACUUGUUUUCGUGACCAUGACGAAACCAGAUGAUGUGGGGUGUUCUUCCGCUCUGAGGUGUUUUUUCAACUUGAAGAGUUCAGAGCGCUGUGGCAAAAACACCAGGUGCCUAGAGCGCAGAUACGUGAGACGCAUUGCAACAUAAAAACUGCGAGCAAAAAGCUUACAAAAAGGAGCCUCCAGCUGCUAAAACACUCUCUGUGUGAUCAGGGCCAAAUGGUGUACCUUUAAAAGGAAACAAACCACAGAUGAUGCUGAACAAAGCAUUUUAGAAGUAAGUGUGUGUGUGUGUGUGUGUGUGUGUGUGUGUGUGUGUGUGUGUGUGUGUGUGUGUGUGUGUGUGUGUGUUUGAACUGGUAGUAGGUGUCAGUCUUGUCAUUAAUGAACUCCAUUCCACUGAUGUUUGGCUUUAUUCAAACCUGAGUGCUGUUUCAUAAGUCCUUCAGGGUUUUUAAAUAAUAGUGUAGUAUUGUACAUAUGUUGCAUAUAACACACAGACUAAAUGAUUUUCAUAUACAGCUGGAUCAUCGUAAUAAUUCACUACUAAACAGCAUACACGUAUUGGAAUAUCACCUUUUAAUAAUUCAUAUAAAGAGGAAGGAAUAUGGACUAAACCAGGAAUAUUGUCUUUUUGAAGUAUGUUUAUUUGGAGUUGUGGAUAAAUUUGCAGCUACUGUCGUUGAAACGGACGUUGAGUUCAUCAAAAACACACAGGAACAAGAUUCACAAAGCGUUUUGAAUCCAUUGUGAAAUCCAGUAUCAUGUUUGUACCUACAGUUUUUUAAAUAAAUUGUCUGAAUACAACGAAUCAGUUUUUUUUUUUAAAGAUAUUUUUUUGGGCAUUUUGCCUUUAUAGAUAGGAUAGUCAAGCGUGAA